Molecule: messenger RNA, 3441 nt
Organism: Patiria miniata (bat star)
Lineage: Eukaryota; Metazoa; Echinodermata; Asteroidea; Valvatida; Asterinidae
Gene: tex11
Product: testis-expressed protein 11-like
Exons: 32
Coding region: 270-3086 (938 amino acids)
Biological process (GO): synaptonemal complex assembly; reciprocal meiotic recombination; male meiosis chromosome segregation
Cellular component (GO): central element
Molecular function (GO): protein binding
Source: RefSeq, a predicted model, not a curated record
CGAGACUACAUGUCAAAGGUCACAGCGCGGUAAAAUUGUGAAGUAAUUUUCUGCACGCGUGUAAAACUUGCAAAGAAAGGCAUCGGCGCGGGACCACAAAACUAGGCCUGUCUCUCUCAGCAUGGAGGAGUGAAUCAAAUUUCAUCAUAAUAUGGGAACUGCGGCGAUUCCAGUUAUUCAGUGAUGACUUGGUAGCUGUCAUUGAUGCAUCUACUUCACUAACAGCUGAUCUUUGGACCGUGCAGUAGCUCUCACUGUGACCAUUCAAAAUGGAAGCAAUACAGACUGACAACAAUGAUCUUGCUGAUGCAGUCAGGGAAAUUGAUGGUCUAGUGACUCAGUUAUGUCAGGAACAUGAUGAUAGCAAGUGUGAUCAGCUCACAGACCGGCUACUAGACAUCUCACAGUCAGUAUUAGGCCUGGAUACCAGACUAGCACACAAUCAGGCUGCUGAAAUACAGUUGCAGAAUUGUGCUUUCUCACUAUGGAAUGUUGCAGUGGCAAGAAAAACUGGCGAAUCAUUGCAUCAAGAACUCAACGCCAAAGUCAGACACAUUGCCUGCAAUUUGGCCUCCUCUAUCCCAUCUUCAAGGGAAUCCUUUGUCAUGCUCAAGAAGCAGAUAACUAUGGCAGGCAGAACUGGGCGUGCAUGGCUUGAUUGCCAGAAACCUACCAUGGCUGACCAGUCCUUGAGCUUAGCAUUGGAUGGAUUGGAGAAAAUGAAAACAAUGUUGGAAUCUUCUCCUGGUGGUUCAUCAGAUGAAUGGCAUGAAGCCCAGCAACAUCAGUGCAUAGAAGUAGAAAGAGAAGCAUUCAAGAUAUAUGCCACUAAGGGCGAGUCGUUGGUUAUGCAGGAUGAGCAUGAAGUUGGACUUCACUGGAUUCAGAAAGCAAAAGCACUCCUUCCACAGAUGCCAAAAGAGUCUUCCUAUCUAGCAAUGCUGUGCUACAACUUUGGCUGCGACACUCUGGACAAGAAAUACUACAAAGCCACUAUCGCAUGGCUCAGAGAGAGUCUUGAGCUGGGUAAGGGGGAGCAUCCUAUUGAACCAGAAUUUCAGGCCAGGACCCUGCGUUUGCUAGCUAGUACCUACCUAGACUGGGACCCGGAGCAGUAUAGUCAGAAAGCUCUGAAUGCAGUCGGCUUGGCUAAUGCUGAGCAUAGCCACCCAUCAGGUCUCCAUCUCAAGAUAAAGAUUCUUCUUCGUACCAACGGCAGUGACGUCAGGAUUAGAGGAGCUUUGGAUGAUUUGAUAGGCCAUGCACACCUGAGUGUCAACCUGGCAGUCCACACAAUCAGGAUGCUAGCUGAACAUGACAAGCUGGACAUCUGUCUGAAUUCCUGCCAAAAAAUGGAGCAUCGAUUCUCGUCAGAUACAGACAUUGGUAAACUGUAUAUUCAGCAUCUUGAGCUGUUGCUUAGCAACAAGAUGACAUCAGAGGCAAAGGCACUUUUAGAGGAAUGCAUCAGAGGUCAUUCGUCUGUCUUUGACAUUGAUGUCAACACUCAGAGACAUCUCCACACUGUUCUAUGGGACAAAGCAGCAAGUGAUUAUGAUGUUGGUGACAAUGCUGAAGCAUUAGCCUGGUACAGCUACUCACUGACGCUCUUGAAGCAAGCUGACUCCAACCAUGAAAGCCUUGCCAAACUACAGAGAAACAGAGCCUCCUGCUUCCUCAAUCUGCAGCAACCUGAUCAGGCAUUGGAAGCAGUGAAAGAAGCUGAGAAGCUAGAUCCCAUUAGCCCCUUCACACAAUACAUCCUGUACAAGGUGGCACUAUGGAAAGCAGACGGAGAUGGAGCUACCCAAGCUAUUCAGAGACUGAGUGAUUGCAGUAAGGAAGCUAAGCAAGAUGACGGGAGUGAUUACAAGGAGACUGUCCUCAGUCUCAUCUGCUUAGCGGCUCAGAUGGCAUUGGAGAAAGACAACCGUACUAUCGCUGUGAAAGCUUUGGAGAAACUGGUGCAGCACUCGGAGGAUCAGCAACAGAUUCUGACAUCUCUCAGAUGCUUAACACGACUUCAGCUGACAUCUGCUGAUGGUAAAGAAAAUACGACUGAGGCUAGUGCAGUAUUAUCAUACUUGAGGACAGCGUAUGACACUCUCCACAGUCAUGCAGAGACUGUCAUGGAUGACACAGAUAUUGCCUGGACAGAAGAAGCAAGCUGGUUCAUGAAAAUAUCAUGGAACAUGGCGCUUGAAUCGUCUGAGAACAGCACACUAACCCAUGAGUUCUUCACGUUUUGCAGCAAGUUCAGUCAUUUGUUGCCUCCUGAGGAGAAUAACGCUGCUCAUCAGAAGACCUGUCUGUUCAUGGCAGCUGCUGCUGCUCUACAGAUGGCCAGAGAACAGCUGAAUCGAGAGGAUAAGCUUGCUUCUUUCAAGCAGUGUCUUGACCAUAUCAAAGUCUGUAGAAGCAUCAGCCAGGAACUACAGACGGAACAAGGGAGCGAUAGCAAAGAAAUGGCAUCAGUCUUGCUGACCCUGUAUGAAUUUGAAGCUCUGGCAAACCUUGGCGUUGUCUCUGAGCUAGAAAGGAUCCUAGAGGAGGUGGUGUCCAACCCUGACACAGAGAUCAAGACACUGGAAACCAUGGCAGCCCUAACCAUGCAGCCUCCUUUCCUGCCUUCAUCCAUCUGCAAGAAAGUACUGCAAGUAAUCAUCCAGAAAUAUCUCCAGCAACCUGAGGGUGUGGACCUCACAAAAUGCAGCAAAGCCCUUUAUAGUAUGAUAGAGAUAUGCCUGAAGGAUGGCAAAGUAAGCUAUGAUACAGCCAGCAGACAGGAAGCAUGGGGACAUUUCACUACAGCAUUCAACUUGAUUGAGAAAAGUGACAAGGGGAUUACAGAAUACCCUGAGAUGCAGAUCUUGUGGCUGCUAACCCGAGCCUGGAACACCGGCAUACAUCUACUCAGUGGUGGUCAGAUGACUGAUGCAGAGAAAUGGUGUGGUCUGGGUAUGAGAUUCAUGAAUCACCUCACGAGCCUCAAGUCCAACUAUGAAGACAAGAUGAAGAACAUCUAUGCAGAAGUCCUAGACAAGAUUGAGAGAAACAAGUUGAAGGGUGUCGAGGAGGAGGAGUAGAGUCUUCCCAACAUGAGGGUACAGUGACUGUAGGUAAAACUAUCAGGACCUGCUUCCUUGAAUAUUGAAUUGAUUUGAAUCGACUUUUUGAAACUUAGGCCAAUUUUGUGGAACUACUAAGCAUGAAAGUUUGCCGAGAACAAAAUAAAAUUGCUGAACAAAAAACAGAUCACCAGACGACACUGGAAUCACACAGCUCAUGACUGAUUAUUGCUCCAUGAAAUUGAGCCCUCAUCUGUGGUUAAAAACACUCAACUUAAAGGUAGCGUCCAUCAUUUGUAAUUUGUGCAUUAUGUUUGUUUAAAGCAACAAAAGUGCUCAAAAUCUAAAGAAGGGGGCUGAACAACUAACCUGA